Candida tropicalis MYA-3404 is the source of this 1116-nucleotide messenger RNA. RefSeq lists its product as uncharacterized. Gene Ontology annotation, molecular function: oxidoreductase activity; zinc ion binding. Bases 1 to 1116 code for a protein of 371 amino acids. The transcript has a single exon. NCBI's taxonomy places the organism in Eukaryota, Fungi, Ascomycota, Pichiomycetes, Serinales, Debaryomycetaceae. The record is from RefSeq and is a predicted model, not a curated record.
AUGACUGGAAUUCCUGAUAAAAUGAAAGCAAUUGUGUUUUACGGUCCGUAUGAUGUGAGAACUGAAGAGCGACCAACACCAAAAAUUCAAAACCCUGAUGAUGUUAUUGUGAAAGUUAAAUAUUCAGGAUUAUGUGGUACUGAUCUUCAUAGUUAUAGGGGACAUAUCAAAGGACCUGUGGGAACUAUAUUAGGUCAUGAAUUUGUUGGAACUAUUGUUGAAACAGGUAAAGAUAUAAGUAAAUUUGAAAUUGGAGAUGAAAUAAUUAGUAAUUUUUCAAUUCAGUGUGGGAAAUGUUGGUAUUGUAAACAUGGAUAUUCAGGACAAUGUGAUAUAACUAAUACUUUUGGUAAAAUUGGUUUAGAUGGUGGACAAGCUGAAUAUGUAAGAAUUCCAUUUGCUGAAUCUACAAUCACUAAGAAACCUAAAUCUCAAAAUGAUGGAAUUGAUGAUUCUGUUUAUGUAUUAAUGGCUGAUAUCUUCACUACAGGAUAUUAUGGAGUUAAAAAAAUUAAAGAUUUUCUUUCAAUUCCAGCAGCUGAAGGAAUCAAACCUCAAACUUUUAAAGAAUGUUCAAUUUUGCAAUUAGGUGCUGGACCUGUAGGUUUAUGUGCCUUAAGAAUUUUAAAAUACUUUGGAUUUGAGAAAAUUGUCGUUGUUGAUAACGUCCCAUCAAGAUUAGAAGAAGCUAAAAAAUUAGGUGCUGCUAAAGUUAUUAAUUUUGAAACUGAACCUAAUGGAAUACAAGAAUAUAUCAAGACUCAGACCGAUAAUGUUGGAUUUGAUGCAGUAUUAGAAGUUGUUGGUUCAGCAGCAGCACAUAAAACUUCUUUUGAUGCUGUUCGAAGAAAUGGGUUUAUUUCAUCAAUUGGUAUGGGUCAUGAACCGUUCCCUUUUAAUGGAUUAGAUGUUUAUUUAAAGAACAUUAAUAUGUCCUUUGGUCGUUGUCAUUCGUGGUCAUUAUUCCCCGAAUCAUUGGAAAUAUUUGAAAAGAUGAAAAAAGACUUGUCGACUUUUAUUGAUUACAAAGCUAAAUUAGAAGACAGCAAAGAAGCGUUUGAGUUAUUUGAGAAACAUAAAGUUAAGAAGAUAGUAUUUGAUUUAACUGGAAAUUAA